CUACACACUGCUUCGGGCGCAUGCGCAUUUCCUCUGUUGAAAGUAGGAACUAGUGAGCCAACUGUGACGCUACUUACCCUGCACGCAUUGCUGCAAAAACAUCACUUGGUGUGUUUUCUUUUGCCUUUUUUUAUUCUUUUCCAGCCUCCUUCCCCGGCGACUCUGCAGCAGCCAUGAGCUUUUUUGGAUUUGGCCAAAGUGCGGACGUCGAUGUAGUUCUUAACGAUGCAGAAACGAGGAAGAAAGUGGAGCAUAAAAGCGAGGAUGGCAGGAAGGACAGAUACUUUCUCUUCUACGACGGGGAAACGGUGUCGGGGAAGGUCAAUGUCACGCUCAAGUACCCGGGAAAGAGGCUGGAGCAUAACGGAAUAAAGAUAGAGGUUAUCGGCCAGAUAGAGCUCUACUACGACAGAGGAAACCACCACGAAUUUGUGUCUCUGGCAAAAGACCUCGCUCGGCCGGGGGAGCUCUCACAGUCGCAGACGUUUGAUUUCGAGUUCACGCACGUGGAAAAACCAUACGAGUCUUACACUGGCCAGAACGUCAAAUUACGGUACUUCCUGAGAGCCACGGUGAACCGCCGACUGAGCGACAUCAGCAAAGAGAUGGAGAUGGUGGUCCACACACUCAGCACCUACCCUGAUAUCAACUCCUCCAUCAAGAUGGAAGUAGGCAUCGAGGAUUGUCUUCACAUAGAGUUUGAGUACAAUAAAUCCAAGUAUCAUCUCAAAGAUGUGAUUGUUGGAAAGAUUUACUUUCUGCUGGUGAGGAUAAAAAUCAAACACAUGGAGAUUGAUAUCAUCAAGCGGGAAACAACCGGCACCGGGCCCAACGUCUACCACGAGAAUGAUACCGUAGCCAAGUAUGAAAUCAUGGACGGCGCACCAGUCAGAGGCGAGUCCAUCCCCAUCAGGCUUUUCCUAGCAGGCUAUGAGAUGACACCCACCAUGAGGGAUAUAAAUAAGAAAUUCUCAGUACGCUACUACCUCAACUUGGUGCUCAUUGACGAGGAGGAGAGACGGUACUUCAAACAGCAGGAGAUCACGCUGUGGAGGAAAGGCGACGUUGUGAGGAAGAGUAUGUCUCAGCAAGCCGUCAUCGCCUCCCAACGUUUUGAAGGUUCCUCGAAAGCAGACGACAACCACGCCGACGCAGGAGACGGCUAAAUCCAAAAUUGUGAAUAUGACUUAUCAUUUGCGUGCGUCAGGAGAGAAUGUGCGACAUUUAUUUACCACAUGUGUGUGUUUGCGUGUGAGACCUAAACAUUUAACGGCAUGCUUUUUUUUUUUGCUGAAUAAUUUGCUUUUAGUUCAAGAGAAAAUGAAAAAAAAAACAUAAGAUGCUUGAAGUAUUUUCAUACAUUCCACCAGAAAUGUCAUGUACAGUGUCAUGGUCAUAAACAUUGGGCACCCCUGCGCUUCUCUCAGUUUAUGCACCACUUGGAUUACAAAAGAAAGCAGUUUUUCAGUUAUGUUUUGCAAUGUUGUUGCAAUGCAAACAAAAGAAAUAAACAUGAACACAGAAGCAGUGGUGCAUUAUCUAAUACAAAGCACAGGGGUGCCCAUUUUUGGCCAUAAUAAGAGUAUUUUUUUUUUUUUUUUGUAAGACAUAAUGAAUGCACUACCCAGGGUAGCCGUGUUUUGUCACUGGAAGGAUAACAAAAUAACCGGUGGAAAGCAGAUUCCCUGACAACCAAUGUAUUUUGUGAUGCUAAUUGAUGAUCUAAUUUCAUUACAAUUCCUUCCUGGGUCAUUAAAAAAAAUAAUAAUUUAUUGUACUGUAUGGGUGGCAAAUCCCCAUGUUUGGUAUUGAUCCAAUACCAAGUAAAUACAAGGCCAGUACUACCGAUGCUGAUGGUUGUUGACAGUAGAUAGAAUUGAAAGAUAGAAUGAAUGAAUUGAGCUGCCAAACAUGUUUUGGUGUAAUGGCGGAGAACAAGGCUGCUAAGUCUUGUCUGUCUGCCCCUGGGUUUAUUCUGGACAUGCUUCUUCCAGUCAAAAAAAUAUGUAGUUUUUCCUAUUUGUAUGAAAAUUUCAUUUUGGAUCCUAGUCAAGUUGGAGAUAUUGACUCAUGCAAUUUUUGGAAAAAGAUGAAUAUAUCUUCAGAGUAUAAUAUUUACUAUAAAACAAGGUUCAAACAUUUUGCAGUGAGGGUCGCAUACAUAAAAAUUAAAGGACACAGGGGCCACUUUGAUACAUUUUGUACCUUUUAAAGAUGUCCAGGGGCCGCACUUUGCUUUUGUGUUGUUUUAAUGUGAGGAUGAAAUCAUUUUUUUAUUCCGGUGUACUUUGAAUUUAGAAAAAAGGAGAAAACUGAAAACAUUUCUUUGUUAAUUGUAUGCAAAACACGUUCGAUCAAAGGUAUACCUAAUACUUUGCACUGUGUUAAGCAGCUGUCACCACUAGAGGGCAGGCUUGUAUCAGCUUUCUUCGUAUUGAUGUGUGUGUGUGUGUGUGUGUGUGUGUGUGUGUGUGUGUGUGUGUGUGUGUAGCAUUACAAUCAUAGUAGUUGUGAACCAUUUAUUUUUUAGAAUGUAGGGUUUGAAUUUAAAGAUUGUGAUGGAUUUGUGUCCGAAAAAGAGAUUAAUACAGAACCUAUCUAUCAUCAUUAUGCCUUACUUCCUGCUCUUCCACUUGACAAACGACUCCUUAUGGCUGUAAUGUGGCUG
Doryrhamphus excisus (bluestripe pipefish) is the source of this 2668-nucleotide messenger RNA. Its product is annotated as vacuolar protein sorting-associated protein 26B-like. NCBI's taxonomy places the organism in Eukaryota, Metazoa, Chordata, Actinopteri, Syngnathiformes, Syngnathidae. The record is from RefSeq and is a predicted model, not a curated record. Gene Ontology annotation, biological process: intracellular protein transport.